UACCUACUCCCUCAUCAAAGUUAUAUCACUCCACAGAUUUAUCAUCAUUCAUCUCUCCGUGUUUUGGACCCAAAGCCAAGGUCUCUCAUUUGAAAACUCCACAAGCUCAAAUCAAGCGUGUUUUUAUCAAUUGACAAAAUUACUAAGUACCCUUUUUCUUUUCUCAUCUCUCUCUCUCUCCUUUCUCUCUCCUUUCAUUUUCGAUCUCAAUUUUGCAAUCUUCACAAUCCAGGUAAAUCUUCCAGGCAUUGAAAUGCUCCAAUUGAGUGCUGAAGCAUAUCUUCUUUGAAUUGUGCCUUCCCUGCUGAAAAUGUCAUAUGUAGAAAUUCUGAAGGCUGUUUUCCCUUUACUGGAGGGUGCAGAUCUGGCUUCAUGCGUGGCAGUGUGUAAACAGUGGAGAGAUAUAGCGCAAGAUGAUUACUUAUGGAAAUGUCUUUGUGCCAAGAGAUGGCCUUCCAUUUGCAAGAGGCCAAACCCUCCAACUGUCACAUACUACAAGCUAUAUCAGACCUUUUAUAAGCACCAGCGUCAACAAACCCUGCUUCCUCCAAGACUUUCCUUUGACAAUUUGGAAUUCUUCAUCGACAUCUGGACCAGAGAUAAAUUGAUCUUCUCUGAGGUGGUCUCAGGCCCUGUUUUGCAAACUGGAAUCAAAUGCCCACCUCCUAGAAUUUGUGAUAGGCUUGGAUUUCAUCUUGAAGGCCCCGAUUAUAAGAUGAUUUUACCUGUUGAACCAAGGUUCAAAGCCCCCUUAGGCGAGACUGUAAGCGUUUCAGUGCUUGUGGGGCGGAAGGAUAAUAAUAAGGUUGCUUGCAUAAUCAAUAAAUCUGUCUUUGAUUAUAUCGAUCGGACAGCCUAUAGGGCCAUGGCGUUUGAUUAUCUUGGUUUCUCACCAGCACAUCCUUUUGUACCAGGAAUCCGGGCUUGGAUUUCUUUGCUAUUCGUGGAUGAUAAAAAUGACAGUGUUCUUGAUGUCUUUGGGAUUGAAAUAGAUUUUUGUGAUGCUGCAAAAUCCAGGGAUGAGGUUUUGUGGCUGCUUGACAUACUUGACUGGAAGUGAAAUCCAUCAGCUGAGCAAAGAGAAGAACUGAUGAGCUCAUCGAGAAUGUUUGAUAUCCAAGUUCCUAUAGUAGUAGUACGGUCAGAUUUAUAGCAUUUCAUUUAAUGUUUAAAUUUGUACAUACUUUACUUUGGUUGUCUGACUUGUUUCAAUAAAUAUGAAAUCUUUGUGAUGAAUUUCUAAA
This is a messenger RNA of Populus trichocarpa (black cottonwood), 1244 nucleotides long. Its product is annotated as F-box protein At5g39250. The record is from RefSeq and is a predicted model, not a curated record. Lineage: Eukaryota; Viridiplantae; Streptophyta; Magnoliopsida; Malpighiales; Salicaceae. The coding region runs from base 311 to 1060 and encodes 249 amino acids. The transcript has 2 exons. Gene Ontology annotation, molecular function: protein binding.